AUGUUUGAAUACGCUGCCGAAUAUAGGCUCAAGUCAUAUAUCUCGGAGAUUCUUGAUGACUUGGAUUCUGAGACAGCAAAGUUUGAGCGGUUUACGCCAACCAUGAAGUCGUUCUACACUGACUUGCUGCGGCGGUGUCUUCAGACAGAACGAACCUCGACUGCACAUGAGCGACCUUGGCUAAGCAUAUCCGAGACCGUCGCCUACCUCGUCGACAAGGGUGCUGAUCCCAAAAAUCAGCGGAUAGGGAGAGAGCAUGUGGCAGAUACUACAUGGAUGCUUUUCUGCAUGACUUCGAGGACCGCCUCCGUCAUGGCGACCAAGUCAUCUUUGGUAUGUGCUGUGCACUAG
This is a messenger RNA of Metarhizium robertsii ARSEF 23, 351 nucleotides long. RefSeq lists its product as uncharacterized. NCBI's taxonomy places the organism in Eukaryota, Fungi, Ascomycota, Sordariomycetes, Hypocreales, Clavicipitaceae. The transcript has a single exon. Bases 1 to 351 code for a protein of 116 amino acids. The record is from RefSeq and is a predicted model, not a curated record.